UAAUCAUAAUUUUCUAUUCAAAUUACGUCUUUUUCAUCUUUCAUCUUUACCUCUACGAAUAUCUCGACUUCAGCUAGCAGAGAAAUCCACCCCUAGUCGCUUUCCAACAAGGUGUACAUACAUUAGAACUACGGCGUGUUUAUAUCAACUGCUUGGCCUUAUCACAUCUUUGCAUAAUGUCGCGAGACUCAGCAGUAUCAAGAACGUCGCUGUCGCGGCCAGCGACGGGGACGAGCACUAGACCAACCCAAACUAUACCGAUACUUAUGCUCAACGGCCGUAUAAUGACUGAGGAGGAGAUGUUCCAACAUGGAAACCCCAAAAUUCCCCGUUCUAUAUCUCGUCCACCGGCGCGGCGCGGCAACGACACUCCGCAAGCAGAUGCCAGUCGCUCCUCCGCCAAGCCUCCCGCCAAACCUCCUAUCUUCGGGUCUACAUCCCACAAGAAAGGGAUGAACGAAGCCAUGGCCCAGCUAAACCUAAGCCACAACACCAAGAAGGUGAACAGUGGUCCCACCACAACCCCCCGCCAGUCCCUUGACCGCAAACCGCCAAACCCAGCGCAUGGCGCAGAGUUCCAGCGCACGCACGCCGCGCGCAGCAACCGGCAAGCCCCAUCGCAACCGGGUCAACAAGGGCCAACAGACCUUACCACGAUCCCCUCCCCAAGCCAGAUCCCCGCGCUCCUGAAACAAACCGACGAAGAAUGCCGAUACGCAAGCCGCAACACACACUACUGGACAUGCGACGGCGAGCGGGACCUCUGGCAACAACUCCUCGUGGCCAAACUCGUGCUCGCAAAGCACCAGCGACUAAACGAGACCCAAGGCUCAAUGCUGCGGUCCAUACGCCUGUUCUCCCGGAUCGAGCGAGUCGAGAUGCGGUACCGACUGCGGCAGAUCCGGAACUCGCAGGGAAAGGCGCGGGAGAAAGCGGAGAAAGCGGCGAAGGCGCGAGAGAAGAAGAUGAGGAAGUUGGAGGAGGAGAAGGCGCGGAAACAGGAGGAGGCGAUGGAGGUUGUGAUGAAGUUGUUGAAUUCGAGGCAGCGGAGAGGUGAUGAUUAUGGGUGGUUUGGUGCGAUGUCUGUUCGUGGGAAUUGGAGGGAUCUGCCGAGGUGAUUUUUUCGGUUUUUGGAUGUUCAUGGGGAAAAAGUUAUGUUUAUGGAAGGAUAUACCCAAUUGACGACCCUAGGUAUCUAGCAUUAUGGCGGAGUUAUUGGACGGGAAUUGUAAUAAUGAAUCAUGUUGAGAGUCUACCUAGUAUUAAGUCAGUUUGGGGGUGGAUCAUAGGAAAGGGAAGGAUCGCAUCCCUUCAAAAGGGGGGAAUACGAGGGGCUUUUGCACAGCGGGAGAGGUUGCCGUAUAACCCGGUGAACAUCAUUAAAUACCUAGGAAAUUACAACGUUGGA
Messenger RNA from Annulohypoxylon maeteangense, 1408 nucleotides. RefSeq lists its product as uncharacterized. The transcript has a single exon. The record is from RefSeq and is a predicted model, not a curated record. NCBI's taxonomy places the organism in Eukaryota, Fungi, Ascomycota, Sordariomycetes, Xylariales, Hypoxylaceae. The coding region runs from base 177 to 1118 and encodes 313 amino acids.